GAUGCGAUGGGAAACCAAGACUGUAUUGGUGUGCUCGUGCUCGUCCUUGGUUUCACUGCCGAAUCGCCGGCUAGAAAAAAACGUUUGCAGUAGGUAGUCUAUACUCUGUAGCACUAUGUAAUUAGUUCUAUUCCCGCGGCAUCAUUAAGACUACGUGGCUCGUCGACUGGCAUCCGCGUACGACGAUAUAAUUAACUGAUAUUAAAAUAAUUAACGGGCCCGUAGGUAAUAACUCGUCCGAAUGUCGGYGCAUGUCUGUUAUAUAGGCGUUUAUAUAUUAUCAUAACUCACUAUAUAUUACUCACUCGAUUCAUUUUCCUCGUUUGAUUCUCAGCUCGCAACUCGAAUUCUGAUUCGCUUCGAAAAACGGUAUAGCACGKGGAGAACGGUCGUCGACUCGUAUAAUAUUACCGACGCAUAUGUUCAGUGGGCCCGACUCAUUGUCCGUUCGAUUUCAGAGUGCCGUUGCGACUGUUGCAGCGACGACACGAACCCGACAAAGUCAACUUAGGCCCACCCGUUCCGCGUACCCACACACACACACACACACACUGCCGCACCGCACCGUCGGGCGUCUUAUACACGUCGCGGUGUGGCCACCAACGGGUGACGAUGACGACGAUGACUACGGCGUGCGCGGCCGCGGUCGCUGAAAUUAUCGAGGCCGGAGCGUUCGGACCGGACGGCCGGUUCGUGUCAUUCACGCUGGACGGCCGGCACACCGAGCAGGAUCAGUUCGCGUCGUCCAUACUGUACGGGACGGUCACUGUCGCGGAUYGUGACUGCCGUCACCAAAGCCAUCGACUCGUGUUCAAGUUCAAACACUCGGUUCCCGAGAUCCGGGCACUCAUCAAGAACGACGAGCAGUUCCACAACGAAAUACUAUUCUACGAACGGAUCGCACCGUUCCUGUUGGCCCGCUGCUCGCUGGGGGACACUGCAGAUGAACCCGCGACGCCAACGCUCUGUCGUUACUUCUACGGGUGCAACGACUGCGAUGACUUGGUGCAGCGGGAUGUGAUCGUCUUGGAAAACGAGUCUGUCCGUGGAUACCGGUCGGCGAACACCGAACAUAGGGUGUGUUUGGACUUCGAUCAUCUGGCCGUGGCACUCAGAGCUCUAGCAAAGUAUCACAGUUUGUCGUACAGAGCCAAACAUCUGGAUCGAGUCGAGUUCAUGGAUUUGGUGUCCAAGGUGAAAGACUUGCAAUGGGACGACAACGGCGAGUGGUUUCCAAUAGGCAGACAACUUGGAGAGCUGUUCUCCUUGGCUCUGGAAGCGCUGAGAGCACGUCGCGGUAAUGAUGGUAAAGACGAACAACGCGCGCAMAGGUUUCGCACGGAACUGCUGGCCGAUUCGACAAACACGAUGAGACGUAUGGUGGAACCAGUCGAACCGCUGUCGGUCCUGUGCCACGGUGACUUCAAUCGGAACAACCUGCUUUACCGGUACGACGACGGCGGACGGCCGGUGGACGCGCUGGCGUUCGACAUGGCCGCCGUCCGGUACGGGUCACCGGCGCUCGACCUGUCCUUUUUUUUGUACAUGAACAUGGACCGCCAGUCCCGGGACGAUCACUGGGACGCACUGUUGGAUGUAUACUGCGAAACGCUGGCCGCUGCCGCCGGUGACGUUCCGGUGCCGGAUCGUGGCCAGAUUGAUGUCGAAAUGCGCGAGCACGCGUUCUACGGGUUGGUACACGCGUCGUUUUUCUUGCGGAUAAUGUUAGAGGAACAGAAACCAUUCAAUCAAUUGGAUAUCAUCGGAAAAAAUAAAGAUCAGCUGCUUAAGAUUAUAUUGUCGUUUGGCGGAGAACGGGCCACCGAAUGGGUAGCGGACACCGUCCAACACUAUAUGGACAUGGUGUAUGGCAAAACAUGAUCCUGAUCCUUAAUCGUCAUUGUAUUUUGAUUAUAUUAUGACAUUUUUUGUAUUGAUAGAAUCGUAACCGGGACAAACACUUGUGAUAARCCGUAUGAUUUUUUCAAUAUUAAAACGAAAAAAAACAUUGAGUUUUA
Molecule: messenger RNA, 2018 nt
Organism: Diuraphis noxia (Russian wheat aphid)
Lineage: Eukaryota; Metazoa; Arthropoda; Insecta; Hemiptera; Aphididae
Source: RefSeq, a predicted model, not a curated record